AUGACCUCAACUCCUCGUGAAAUCGGUACUUUGAUCGUCGUGGUGCUUAGGGCUAACCAUCUACCGAACAAACGUCACAUCGGAAAACAAGACCCCUACUGCCUUGUCACGGUAAACGGCGAGAAACGCAGAACGAAAGCAAUCAAACGAGGAGGCCAGCAUCCAGAAUGGGAUGAGGAAAUCCGGUUCACCUUGUUCGAAGACGUUGAAGAUGUAUUAGCGCGGACUGCCCGUGGGACUGGAACCCCACCAGCGCCUCCUCCAAAAGAUGAUAAAAAGGUCAAGAAGAUCAAAGGAGGAAAGACGAUGAAAGUUGCAUGCUACGCGGACGAUCCCCGUGAACCAGACCUGAUUGGAGAGGUUGAGGUUGAUCUUACAGAAGUCUUGACCAAAGGGGAAACAGACGAAUGGUUUACUUUAACGAACAAAGAUAAGUUUGCGGGUAAAGUCUACUUGGAAUUAACGUUUUGGUCGAAUGAACCGCCGCCCGAGAAAAAGAUUACUCCGAAGCCACCUAAAAAUAAUAAACAGUAUGGAGGCCCUGGAUCCUUUGUUCCUCUGGGAGAUCAACCUAUUUCAGAGCAAUCCAGGAUUUCUGGAACUGCGACUGUUAUUCCUUCUUCUCUGAGGGCUUCCAGCUCUGCUGCAAAUUUGGAUUUGUAUGUACCACCUUACGAAAGGAACAAGAAUGCCCCUCUGGAUAAGUUAGCCCAGGAGUUCAGCGAAUUUGGAGUUUCUUCACAGUCAAGAAGAAGAGAAACCUUUCCUCCUGUUCCUGAUUCUUACUCUCAGCAAUCUCAGUCGGGUUUUGUGCACCCCAACCUGACCACAUAUUCUUCCUAUACAUAUGAGCAAGGUGUACAGGACCUCGCGUCUUCGUAUACUUAUGAUAACCCCGUUUCACCAAACAUACAAGGAUCUGGACACCCACAUCAACCGGCUUCCAAUCCAUCUCAUGGCUAUCCCCCGCAAACAUAUCAUCCUUCUUAUGAAAUAGGAUCUUCGGGUUUUCAACCUCAAGCUCGUGGUCCAAGGCACAGUGUGCCUACUGCUUCUUCUGGUUUCAUGCCAUUAUCCCAUUCCUCGGGUUUUGGUACGAUACCCUCUCAUGUUUCAGAACCUUCUGGCUUUAGUAUUCCUCUCUCUCACACGCCAGCACCAAUGAACUACAAUUCUCAAUUUCAACAUCAGCCGCAACCAGUUUAUUCUUCAUCACCUCACACUCCCGCACCGUCAAAUAACGGACAUCACAUUCACGCUUCAACUUCGCUUUCAUUCCAGCCUCAACAGUCUUUUUCAACAUCACCAUCGUAUAAUUACUCACCAUACAGCAUUCCACCUUCUGCCUCUGCUCCCCCUCAACAAUUUGUGUCUUCUCAAACAACUGUCUCUGCCCAAGCCAAUUCAGCUCCCCCGAUGCUCUAUGGUGGCACUUCUCCUUCUCACGAAAUUCCGCCACUACCAGUUCAACAGAACAAUCAAAUCCCGCAAAUGAACGGUCAACCUUCCAGACCAUUACCUCCGCAACCCCAGGUUAUUUAUACUCAACAACCCAUACAGCAGCAGCAGCAGCCAUCUCAGCCUCAGAUAGUCCAGCAACAGCUGCAACCUCCGGCGGACCAACAGGCGCCACCUCAGCAACAGCAAUUGAAUCAGUCAAAUCAGCCACCAAUUACAACCUCCCACUCGUUACCAGCGGCAGGUGGACAAAACCAUCACGCAUUUGGGAUAGCACAUUCGAGCAACAUGUAUCCUGCUGCGGCGAAUUACGCUGCUGUUCCUCCGCCUCCGCCGCCACCGAUUCAGUACCAGGCUGGUGCAGCUAUAGUUAGUUCAAACAGUGCACAAUUGCCUAUACCACCUCCCCCACCUCCCCCACCUCCAAACCUUCAAUCUCAGCCACGCCGUCGAGCAAGCCUGCCUCAGCCUCCUGUCACCUAUCAACAACCUGUUUAUAAGCAGCAAAUCCCCCCACCCCCUCCCCCUCCACCUGCCCCAGUGGAGUAUUACAGUCCUGCCUCCCUGCCUCCACCACCCCCACCACCCCCGCUUCGGGAUUCAUCGGUUAAUUCUCAAGCUUCGACAUUUUACCCAGGGCAUCCACCAAAACCCCCUGCUCCUGUAGAUGAGUAUGGUCAAUGGGCCCAGACCACCAAUCCCACAUAUUCGGGUCAGCAAACUUCACAGGCGUACUGA
This is a messenger RNA of Psilocybe cubensis, 2196 nucleotides long. RefSeq lists its product as uncharacterized. The coding region runs from base 1 to 2196 and encodes 731 amino acids. Lineage: Eukaryota; Fungi; Basidiomycota; Agaricomycetes; Agaricales; Agrocybaceae. The transcript has 5 exons. The record is from RefSeq and is a predicted model, not a curated record.